AUGAAAAGCUCAUACGAAGCAACCACAAUUAAUUCUAUGAAAAAUAAAUAUGGUGUAUAUAGCAAUCUAGAAAGGGCUAUUUUAGCUCUCUCAAAAGCUAUACGCAAGGCUAGUAUCCAGCAUCGUAUAUAGCAUAAGCCCAUUUUAAAGAGCAAAAAGCUAAUAUUAAAACUAAACCACAAUUAAGCAGAUUUCAACAAAUAAUCAAGAUUUUUCAACUGAGUCAGACACACUUUUCACCUUAAUUCCUAAAAAAUUUCAAAUUUUGCCACAAGAAAGCUCCCUUUUUGAAACGCAAAAGCUCAAGCUAGAGUGAAAGAAAAUUUCUUAUCAUGUCAAAAUUGAAAAAGACUAUAAAGAAAUUCUCAAAGAGGUUUCUGGAACUGCAAACCCAGGUGAGUUACUCGCCAUAAUGGGUAGUUCUGGUUCAGGGAAAACCUCUUUGCUAGAUAUUUUAGCUGGAUUAAGAACUCAUUCGAAAUCAAAGAUAAACGGAUCUAUAAAGCUCAAUGCCAAAGAUAUAAAAUCUCUGGACUAUGAGUGUUAUAGAGGAUAUGUCAUGAAAGACGACUUCUUGCUGCCUUUCUUGACUGUCAGAGAAACGCUUUUUUUCGCAGCUUCACUUAAAUUUGGAGGAGGAAAAAAGCAAGUAAUACAGAAAGUUAAUAGUAUUAUAGGGGAAUUAAAACUAGAAGGAAUCGCUGACCAUAUUAUUGGCAAUUUUAUGUAUCCAGGGAUCUCAGGAGGGGAGAAAAAACGAGUCAGCUUAGGCAUUGAGCUGCUUUCUGAUCCAAAAAUUCUUAUCCUAGACGAGCCCACUUCUUCUUUAGAUUCCUUUACUGCUGAGAUUAUUAUUGAUUUAUUAUUGCAACAAGCAAUUAAAGGAAAAACCGUCAUUUUUACUAUUCAUCAGCCUAGUUUUAAAAUAUUCAAUAAGCUUCAGCAGCUAAUUUUAAUCACAGAUGGAAACAUCAUAUAUCAAGGCGAUGCAGCUCAGUCAAAGAUGUAUUUUAAAAAUAUCGGGCUAAGCUGCCCAAAGCUAACGAAUCCUUCAGAUUUCUAUAUGAAAAUUACUCAUAUUGUGAAUCGAUAUGAAAAAACAGACAAAGAAAAAGAAGUCCUUAAAAAAUUAACUGAGUCAUAUAAGGAAAAUCUAGUUUGCCAAAAAAAUACUGAUAAUUUCACACAAUCAUUGUAUAUAAAUCUGUCGAAACCUAGACAUAUAAGCUGAUUCAGGAAAUUUUUAUUAUUAUGUCAUAGAGGAUUUAUGAAUAAUAUCAGAAAUCCUAUGGCAACUUAUAUAGUACCCCCCCCCUCGUUUGUCGCAUUUUCUAGUUUUUUUUUAAGGGAAAAAAAAAAUUUACAGGACCUCGUUUGUCGCAUUUUCUAGUGCAAAUACAUUUGUCGCAAUUUCUAGUUUUUUUAAUUUUUUUUUGAUGUCGCAAAUCUUAGUUUUUUUUAAAAAAUAUUUUCUGAUUAAUUUAAUUGAGUAAUUAUAAAGGAGUUUACCUUACAUUUGCCUGCAGAGGGUUAGCAGGCCCGAGUCCUUCCCACUUUACUCUCCCCUUUUUAGAGAAUAGAUUAAAUUUAUUAACUCCAUUCUCCUUGCGCUUCAAUGACCUGCCUUGCUCUUUCAUUUUUCACCUUAAGAAUGGAAUUUUGCACUUCCUCAAAAGAAAUUUCGUCCCAUGACUCCUGAAUGGCAGCAAUUAGUCUGGCUUUGCUGUCAGGCCUUCUUUUCUCCACUUUCCUCUUCAAAUUGGCCCAGAUCAUCUCAAUUGGAUUGAGAUCUGGGCUCUUCGGCGAUUGAGUCUUCACAUCAAUCCCGUUUUCUCAGCAAUAUUCCAUAGUCUGCCUUGCAGUAUGGGCUGUUGCCCCAUCCUGAACGAAGGUGUAGUCUCCAUCUAAAGGCUCAAUAUAGCCCUGGAGAAUGUCUCUGAUAUAGACCUGGGAAUUGAUUGCAUACUUCUCCUUCUUUAUGAAGAGCAUUUUGCCAAAAACGAUAGAAAUUCCUCCCCAGAUCAUCAUUGAGGUUUUUCAAUUGAUAGGCUCUUCAAUCGUUGCGUUUAUCCCUUCUUUGCACAAAUUAGAGUUACGAAAGAGAUGCACAUAGCACUCAUCACUGAAGAUCCAUGAAGCGAUAUCUGAGUCAAUCAAAGACCUAGCCCAGGACAUUCUCUGCUCUUUAUGAGCUUUAGUUAGCUGUAGAACAACCCUCUUCUUCCUAUAGACAUAUCCCCUCUUCUUCAGCUCUUUUCUAGCUGUUCUUCGCUGAUGUCAACUGUCUUUCUUUUGAAUUGGGCCCUCAAACUUGCUUUGCUGACAAAGCCUGUAUCCUUCUCACAUUCCUUAAUGACCUCAGCAAAGUCUUCAUCACUUCAAUGCUUUAGGGGAGAUCUGGAUAGUGCCUCUUCUCUUCCAGCCGCUUCGUCAGAUUCACUCUCAGUAUUCUCUGCAGCAAUUCGCUCAAUAGUCCGUUUAGAAGUCCCCAAGAUUGUCGCAAGUUCUUCGUUUUUAAAGAAACCUACGUCAAUGAUCCUCUUGACUAUGCUCUCCAUCAUUCCAUUUUCUUAGGAGGAGGCGAUAGUCCAUGGUCCACAAGCUUCCGCCUGAGCUCUAAAGUGUGCUCUUCAGGAUUGAACUUGUUGGUGUAGUGCCUGAUCGUCGUCAGGCUCAUGUCCUUGCCACAAGCAGCAAGACGCUCUUGGAUCUGCUUUGCAUUGAGCCUCUCUCCAUAGGCCAUGCUUUGAAUCAUUGCCGGGAUUUUUAUCGGCUGGUCCUCAAUUUUGCGCAACUCCAUUAAUUAAUAUGGAAGACUAGAAAUUAAGCUAUCAAAUAAGGAAAUAGGCAUGAAGAUAGGGGAAUAAGAAUGGUGAAUGGCAAGUGGUGAGGCUUAAGCAAUGGGAGCAGGUAAUGGGAAGCAAGCUGUGGGGAUUGAGGAGUCGGAGCAAGGAUUUUGAAGGAAGAAAUGAUGAAAUUUCACUAACUGAUCCCUUGACGAAUUUUAAUUUUUAGGAAUUUAUAGAGAGAAAAAAAAACUAGAAAAUGCGGCAAGCGAGGUCCUGAACCAAUUUUUUUUUGCUUAAAAAAAAACUAGAAAAUGCGACAAAUGAGGUCCUGAAAAUUUUUUUUUUUCUCUUAUAAAAAAAAACUAGAAAAUGCGACAAAUGGCAAAAAACUAGAAAAUGCGACAAACGAGGGGGGGGGGUACUAUAUAAGAAUCGCUUUUUUUGCGGUUAUUGGCUUAUUUUUGAGUAUGAUUUUUCAUGGGGUAGGCGGAAAAGGCGAUUUACGCUCAGCUCAGACUGUUGAAGGAAUCAUGUUUCUUAUAGCGAUGGACUAUGUUUGUGCAGGAAACGCAAGCAAGGCUAUUGAUAUACCAUGCGAAAAAGGGGUACUUAUUAAAGAAAUCAGCCAGGAUUUAUAUGGAAUAGCUUCUUAUAUUAUUGCUACAUUUAUAUCUGAUAUCCCAGGUCACGCUGUAAGCGUUUUAAUUUCAGCGCUGGUGCUGUAUUUUUGGCUUGAUUUUAACAUGGCUGCAGGAAAAUUCUUGAUUUUCUGGCUUAUUUGUUUAAUUUCUCAGCUUAUGGGACUUACAAUUGGUCUUUGUCUUGGAAUUUUUUUCAAAAGUCCUCACGUUGCUUUAGUAUUUGCAUCUCCAAUAGUUUUCCAAUUCCUUAUGUUUGCAGGAUUUUUUGUUAAAGUUAACAAAAUGAACGAAGCCUUUGGAUGGCUGCAAUAUAUAUCCCCUUAUAGGUGGAGUUUCCAAGCUUUAUGUACGAAUCAAUUUACAGAUUUUAAUUUUGACUGCAGUAUUGAAGGAAUAAAUUGCGAUCCUCUUGAGGUGCUUGGGUUUGAAAUGCCUUUAUGAUUGGUAGUUGUGUAUCAGCUAGUCUAUAUUGCUGUAUGCUUGCUUCUUGCAUUUCUUUGCUUCAAGAUAAAUAUCAAGGAAUAUAAAAUUUAA
This is a messenger RNA of Blepharisma stoltei, 3964 nucleotides long. The record is from the annotation of a GenBank genome assembly. Lineage: Eukaryota; Ciliophora; Heterotrichea; Heterotrichida; Blepharismidae.